CAGAUUGAUUAAAUCUUGUCACUUAAUUAAAAAAAUCAAUUUAGUGAAAAAUCAAAGGAAAAAUCUUUUAGGUUUUUAAUUGAUAAAAACCUCGACAGUUGAUUGAGUGAAGUAAGAGGUUGAUUAACCAAAAGAAACUUAAAAGGCAAAUCAAUUGAUCACGGUUAUAUUGGGCUUACCAAAUAUAUUUUGAAAAAUUGGAGGGCAUUUCUAAUAUUUUAUGAACUUUCUAGUCUUCUGAAAAACCAAACAGAUCGCUUAGGUAAAACCUAAUAUUUCAAUAAGUCUGUUAAAAUAUCUUUUUCGGGUAUAAACAAUCCACAGCUGAUCAAUCAAGUAAAACUCUUGCCAAUAAGCCAAAACCAUUCAAUCAAUCUAAUAAACAUCCACAAACUCUAAAAACUCUAAAACUUGAUAAACCACAUACCCCAGUUCAACAACAUCAUUUGCCAUCAGUAAAACAAACCAAAAUAAACGAAAUAUUCCAAAUGCAAAAUGUGGAGCUGGAAGCACUCAGUGUCAUUAGCCUUUGUCUAUGUGACAGUUGCUUCAUUUUUUAUUGACUUAAAGCAUUACUUCAAACCAAUGGACAAGAAUUUUCAAUUAGAAUGCUCUGAUCCAUCAGGCGAUGAGAGUGUCACAUGUCAUUUUUUGAAAAUUUAUACACAAAAAUCACAUUUUAACAUCACAAUGAUUCACACAACUGGAAAUUUUUCUGCUGCUGAACUACAACAAGUGACGAAUAUCGGAUUGCAUAAAUAUAAUAUGCCGGAAUAUAUGCCAGGAAACUUAGGAAUUUUCUUACCCAAACUCGAAGAACUUCACAUCACAAACUCGAUCCUCAAACACUUAAUAAGACAAAGCUUUAAGUUAAUGACAUCCUUACUCAUCCUCGAUCUUGACAACAAUGAGAUUGAGCAUAUUCCUCGAGAUACAUUUUAUGACCUUCAUAAUUUAGUCUUUCUCAAAUUAAAUGGCAAUAAAAUCAAGGAACUCCGUCAACCACUUCUAGAUCGUCUUCAUCAUCUCCACUCAUUUAGUGCUGUAAAUAAUAAAAUUUCACGAAUUGAUACUAGAUUUUUUAGACAAAAUCGAAGGAUUAAAUGGAUUUAUUUGACUGGUAAUAAGAUUGAGAGAUUGGGCAUUGAUUUUAAGCAUUUUCGACACUUAAAGGCUGUGGACUUAAGAAGGAAUUCUAGAGAUUGUAACUUUUUGUUUAAUGUUAAUCAUAGGAGCAAUUUCACUGUAGCAAAUUUUCAGAAGAAUGUGACUAAUUAUUGUAGUGGAAAAAUUUAA
Molecule: messenger RNA, 1296 nt
Organism: Chironomus riparius
Lineage: Eukaryota; Metazoa; Arthropoda; Insecta; Diptera; Chironomidae
Source: the annotation of a GenBank genome assembly